AUGUCUCAGAAGUCAGAAAACAAAAACAAAAGCGUCAUGGCUACCACCGCUCAGGACCACCUCGAAUUCGGAGGCAAGAUCUCAUGGCUUGCCUCGCUCGACACCGCUUUCCGACCCGAGCGUAACUACCGCCGCUCUUCAAUCAUCUGCACCAUUGGCCCCAAGACCAACUCUGUCGAGGCCAUCAACAAGCUCCGAGAUUCCGGUCUUAACGUUGUCCGCAUGAACUUUUCUCACGGAUCAUACGAGUACCACAAGUCCGUCAUUGACCAUGCUCGUGAGUCCGAGGCCACCCACCCUGGCCGCAACGUCGCCAUUGCCCUCGACACCAAGGGUCCCGAAAUCCGAACUGGUAACACUCCCAAUGAUGAGGACAUUCCCAUCAGCGUCGGACACGAGAUGAACAUCACCACCGACGAUGCUUAUGCCACCGCUUGCGACGACAAGAACAUGUACGUCGACUACAAGAACAUCACCAGCGUCAUUGAGCCCGGCCGUAUCAUCUACGUCGACGAUGGUGUCCUCGCUUUCGAUGUCCUCGAGAUUGUUGACGAGAAGACCAUCCGUGUCAAGGCCCGCAACAACGGUGCUAUCUGCUCCAAGAAGGGUGUCAACCUGCCCAACACUGAUGUCGAUCUGCCUGCUCUCUCCGAGAAGGACAAGGCCGAUCUGAAGUUCGGUGUUGAGAACAACGUCGACAUGGUCUUUGCUUCAUUUAUCCGCCGUGCUCAGGACAUCCACGACAUCCGUGAGGUCCUCGGUGAGCAGGGUAAGCGCAUCCAGAUUAUCUCCAAGAUUGAGAACCGACAAGGUCUCAACAACUUCCGUGAGAUCCUCGAGGCCACAGACGGUGUCAUGGUUGCCCGUGGUGAUCUCGGAAUCGAGAUUCCCGCUGCUGAGGUUUUCGCCGCCCAGAAGAAGCUCAUUGCCAUGUGCAACCUUGCCGGCAAGCCCGUCAUCUGCGCUACUCAGAUGCUCGAGUCCAUGAUCAAGAACCCCCGCCCUACCCGUGCCGAAAUCAGCGAUGUCGGUAACGCCAUUACUGACGGUGCCGACUGUGUCAUGCUUUCCGGCGAGACGGCCAAGGGUAGCUACCCCUCUGAGGCCGUCAAGGAGAUGCACGAGGCCUGUCUCAAGGCUGAGAACACCAUCCCCUAUGUCUCCCACUUUGAGGAGAUGUGCACUCUCGUCAAGCGCCCCGUCAGCACUGUCGAGUCUUGUGCCAUGGCCGCUGUCCGCGCCUCUCUCGACCUUGGUGCCGGUGGUAUCAUUGUCCUUUCCACCUCUGGCGAGUCGGCCCGCAUGCUUUCCAAGUACCGACCCGUCUGCCCUAUCUUCAUGGUCACCCGAAGCCCUACAACAUCUCGAUUCGCUCACUUGUACCGUGGCGUUUACCCCUUCCUGUUCCCCGAGCAGAAGCCCGACUUUGCUCAGGUUAACUGGCAGGAGGAUGUUGACCGCCGAAUCAAGUGGGCUGUCAACAACGCUCUCGAGCUUAACGUCCUGACCCCCGGCGACACCGUCGUCGUUGUCCAGGGCUGGAAGGGCGGCAUGGGUAACACCAACACCCUCCGAAUUGUCAAGGCCGACCCCGAGCACCUCGGCAUUGGUCAGCUUCAGUAA
Fusarium poae is the source of this 1623-nucleotide messenger RNA. RefSeq names its product Pyruvate kinase (gene PKI1). The record is from RefSeq and is a predicted model, not a curated record. Gene Ontology annotation, cellular component: cytoplasm. Bases 1 to 1623 code for a protein of 540 amino acids. Gene Ontology annotation, molecular function: magnesium ion binding; potassium ion binding; pyruvate kinase activity. Lineage: Eukaryota; Fungi; Ascomycota; Sordariomycetes; Hypocreales; Nectriaceae. The transcript is spliced from 2 exons. Gene Ontology annotation, biological process: glycolytic process.